Messenger RNA from Aureobasidium melanogenum CBS 110374, 3762 nucleotides. Its product is annotated as PLP-dependent transferase. Gene Ontology annotation, molecular function: pyridoxal phosphate binding; RNA binding; carboxy-lyase activity. Gene Ontology annotation, cellular component: cytoplasm. The record is from RefSeq and is a predicted model, not a curated record. The transcript is spliced from 4 exons. Bases 1 to 3762 code for a protein of 1253 amino acids. NCBI's taxonomy places the organism in Eukaryota, Fungi, Ascomycota, Dothideomycetes, Dothideales, Saccotheciaceae. Gene Ontology annotation, biological process: carboxylic acid metabolic process.
AUGCCCCGCGAGUUGAAGAAGAGAGGCCGUAGAGGCGAGGAAAAGAAGAGAAAGCUAGAAGAGGAGGAGGAAGCACACCAAGACUUUGCGCAACCCAAACGACAAAGAACAGAAGAUGGAGUCGAUGCAGCAGCCGAACAACAAGACUUUGUUGGACUGGGCCAGGACGGCGCAUACACCAAUGGCGACUACCAGGAUGGAGAAGGUCAUGGUCCGCCUGUUGAGCAGGUUUUCUUUGGUAUGCUGGACGAGGAAGAGCAGGAAUAUUUCAAGCGCGCCGAUGAGAUGCUUGAGAUGAACAACUUUGCCGACGCAGAGGAGAGAGCGCUGUUCUUGGCUAAUGUUUAUCGUGAGGCUAAUGGCAAGGAGCUCAAGAUUGCCAACAGUCAGUCGUGCUCGAGGUUGAUGGAGAGAUUGAUCCAAUUGUCGACUCCGGCCCAACUCAAGACGCUGUUCCAGAAGUUCAGCGGCAACUUCAUGCACCUCUUCCAACACCGCUUUGCUUCGCAUUGUUGCGAGAAGCUUUUCAUCCAAGCCGCUCCCGUCGUUACCGAAGAGCUCCUCCACCCUCCCAAGCCAGAAGAUCAGACAACUGCAGAUGGCGACGUCUAUGUCAGCAUGGAAAAUCUCUUCCUGUUCACGCUCGGAGAAAUGGAAGGCAAUGUUGGUUUCCUCAUGACCGAUCGCUUCGCAUCCCACACCCUGCGCGUCCUGCUUCUUGUCUUGGCCGGCGAGCCUCUUUCUGACUCGACAAACAAGUCUCUGAUGCAAAGCAAGAGAAAGGAACAUGUCACUGUCAAUGGCAGCAGUGCCGACAAGGAAGACACCACUACCAAGGACAAGGAAGACCGUCGUCCCGUACCAAAGUCCUUCACCGAGGCACUUGAGAAGCUCAUGACGGCCAGUGUAUCAGGACUCGACACAACCAGCCUUCGCGCACUCGCCACACAUCAGCUCGGCAACCCUGCCUUACAACUUUUGAUCAGACUCGAGCUCACUCAAUUUGGAAAGUCAAAAGCGAAAGACGAAAACUCCAUCUUCCGUACCCUGCUUCCAGACGACCCCAUCACUCCCGAGUGUGACAGCGCUUCUUUCAUCAACGGUCUUCUCUUCGAUCCUAUCGGUUCUCACCUUAUCGAAUGCAUCAUCGAACAUGCACCUGGAAAGAUGUUCAAGAGCUUGUAUAGAGGUCUUUUGAAGGAUCGUAUGGCAUCGCUGGCUCGUAACGAGAUUGCUUGCUACGUCGUCUGCAAAGUCCUCGAGAGAUUGAGCAAGGACGAUCUUCUGGAAGCACACGAGCAGAUUUGCCCUCAGAUCCCUAGUCUGCUUGAGCGCAACCGCUUCGCAGUCAUCAAGACCUUGAUCGCUAGAUGUGCUGUCAGAGAAAUCGACAGCCAAGCUAUUGCCGUCCAACUUAGCGAAGCUUACAACGGACCUGAAGGCUUUGACAUUGUCAAGUUGCUCAAACCUGAUACUGACGAACCGGCUGUGAACGGCAAUGCAGUACCUGAAGGCAUGCCCGCACACAUUGCCGAAGAACGCGCAAACCCACACACCAUCAAGCUACAAGGUUCCCUGCUCGCCCAAUGCAUGAUCUUAGUUCCCGGAGCCCUCAGCGCCCUUAUCCUCGAAAGUCUUGCAGCCCUCCCACCAACCACAUUACAGAAAAUGGCCAGCGACACUAUUAUCUGCCGUACCCUCCAAGCUGCAAUGACAUCCCACAACGCCUCCAUCAUCUCCCGCCGAAAACUGAUCCAGCAAUUCUUCGGGCACAUCGGAGAAAUGGCACUAGACAGCAAAGCCUCACAUGUGGUUGACGCCAUCUGGGAAGGCACACACGGUCUCGCCUUCAUCCGCGAACGCAUCGCUGAGGAACUCAAUGAAAACGAAGCCGCACUCCGCGACAACCCCUGCGGCCGCGCCGUGUGGAAGAACUGGAAAAUGGACUUGUACAAACGACGCCGCGGUGAAUGGAUCAAGCAAUCCAAGAUCAAGGCUUCCAACGAUGGAUUCCAAAGCUUCUCAGAAAUGAGACAUGGACAACAACAAGCAGCAAACGCGCAACAAGCACAAGCAGCGGGAGGAGAAAAGAAAAGUGCUAUCCAAUUGGCGAGGGAGAGACAUGCAGCUAACAAAGCGAGAUCGCAACAAGCGAGGGAGAAACAUGUUGCUGGAGGUAGCAGCGGCAGACCGAGUGGAAGUUCGAACUCGAGUAGACAUGCUUCGGGUGCUAAUGCUCUGACGAAUGAACAGCUCCUCAACUCAAUCCAAGAACUCAUCAUCCCCUUCAUUCGCUCUGCAGACGAAGAUGCAGCUAUCAAACACACUGGCCAUGGUCUCGCCAUCGAAGGCCAAGGGCCCCGAACCGCUCUCGUCGAACAUCAUCCCCCUCAAAAGCUAGUCUCGCUCUUUGACGUCCAACUCCCCGAAGCCUCGCAAGGCAAGACCGGUCUCUUGGAAAUCGUGGAAAAGUUACUCAAGUACAGUGUCAACACUUGGGAUCAAGGAUUCAUGGAUAAACUAUAUGCAUCUACCAAUGCCGUUGGUGUGGUGUCGGAACUGCUUCUUGCGGUGCUGAACACGAAUCUACACGUCUAUCAAGUCUCUCCUGCGUUGACGAUUGUGGAAAAGACGACUAGCAAGGCUUUGGCUAAACUUUUUGGCUUUGACGGUCCUCAUGGCGGUGGUAUUUCUCAACCUGGAGGUUCGGCGAGUAAUGCUACUAGUAUUGCUAUUGCGAGAAAUACCCUGCAUCCAGAGACUAAAACCGAUGGAAUCAAUGGGCGCAGGUUUACGCUGUUUACAUCCGCACAUGGCCAUUACUCCCUCGAAAAAGCAGCGCAGAUGUUUGGAUUCGGUUCUUCUGCUGUCAUUGGCGUUGCAGUGGAUAAACAAGGCAGAAUGCUUCCUUCCGCCCUCGACGAAGCGGUGCAAAAGUCCAAGGAUGCUGGAGAAGUCCCCUUCUACGUUAACGCCACUGCCGGAACUACUGUCCUGGGUUCUUACGACCCUAUCACUGCUAUUGCGGAUGUGUGUCAAAAACAUAAACUUUGGCUUCAUAUUGAUGGAUCCUGGGGCGGUCCCGUCAUUUUCUCCUCCGCACAAAAACAUAAAUUGGCUGGAAUUGAAAGAGCAGAUUCUAUUGGUGUUACACCGCAUAAAAUGCUCUCAGUACCUAUGACUUGCUCAUUCUUGCUUGGAAAAGAUAUGAGACAAUUCCAAAAAGCAAUGACUUUGCCUGCUGGCUACCUCUUCCACAGCAACGAAGACGAAGACGCUUCAAUCGCAGAUACUACCGCAAACCCCACUUCUGCUGAACCAAAACCUGAGGCGGAGAUUUGGGAUCUGGCAGACUUGACACCGCAAUGCGGACGCAGAGGCGACGCGCUAAAACUCGCUUUGUCUUGGAUCUACUACGGUAGUUCUGGCUUUGAGUCUUCUAUUGACUCUGCCUUUUCUGCUGCCUCUACCCUUGCCUCGCUUGUUUCUUCACACCAAAAGUUUACCCUGGUAUCAGAGAACCCACCUCCUUGUUGGCAGGUUUGCUUUUACUAUAACAAGCAAGAUGGAAGUCCAGAAAAGAAUUCGAAGAUUACAGAGAGCAUUGCUAGAAGCUUGAUUCCUCGAGGCUUUAUGGUUGAUUAUGCACCGGGAGAAGAGGGAAAGUUCUUCCGUGUUGUGGUUAACCCGGCCACGAGGAAAGGUACUCUGGAAGGGUUGAUUAAAGCUAUUGAGGAGGUUGGUCAAGAGUUGAAGGUAUAG